Messenger RNA from Trichosporon asahii var. asahii CBS 2479, 699 nucleotides. RefSeq lists its product as uncharacterized. Bases 1 to 699 code for a protein of 232 amino acids. NCBI's taxonomy places the organism in Eukaryota, Fungi, Basidiomycota, Tremellomycetes, Trichosporonales, Trichosporonaceae. The transcript has a single exon. The record is from RefSeq and is a predicted model, not a curated record.
AUGUCUUCAGAGCACCCCGUUGCUCAAGCUGCAACUUCGACCCCGCCUCCCCAGUCAAAUGCAUCGCGCGGGCUCAAGCGGCGGCGACUUUCAACCUGCUCGCUUUCCGAUCCCGAGAACCCUCCGGAGCUUUCAACCCCAACAAAGCGACGCAAGAUCCACCCCGACGCGGCCACCGCGUCCGUUCGCGAUUGUUCCUCAACAACUACUCGGCCAAGGCCCUCAGUAGCCACCGAAGUGGCCGAAUGGAUCAACACCAUCCUCGCUGACACGCGCACCGAGUCGGAGAUCAACAGCCCUAAUAGCGACGCCGGCGUGCCCGCCUGGGCUGGCCCUGGCUCAUGGCUGGAACAAUACAUCACAACAUGCGUUGAGGGACUUCGCCAGUUCGACGAGAUGCACAAGCGACUCGACAAUAUCGAGCUUCAGAAGCGGAAGGAGGCAGAGGAACAGCGAAAACUCUACGCCUCGAUCGAUCGAACACCGCUGACCCUCUCAAGCGGCGGGCCAGGUUGUUGCACAUGGUGCGAGUCCACCUGGUGUGAUGACAGUGAUAGCGACGAGGAGCCGGACUAUUAUGGAGAUGACGAUAGUGGAUGUGAGCGGAGUGAGCAGGAGUACGAUAGUGAUGGAGCCGACGGCGCCGACGAGGGUGCCGACGAGGAGGACGAUGACGGUUGGAGGGAGGACGAUGAGUAG